Messenger RNA from Lycium barbarum (goji berry), 864 nucleotides. Its product is annotated as putative FBD-associated F-box protein At1g61330. NCBI's taxonomy places the organism in Eukaryota, Viridiplantae, Streptophyta, Magnoliopsida, Solanales, Solanaceae. The transcript has 4 exons. The record is from RefSeq and is a predicted model, not a curated record. The coding region runs from base 1 to 864 and encodes 287 amino acids.
AUGGUAAGAGUCAUACCUUAUUUUAUUAAAAGGUUGUUUUCAAGUUGUGCGGUUCUCCAAUCUUUGGGUUUGGUGUAUUGUUCUUAUAUUGGAGAACUUACAAUUAAAGGUUCAAAUAGGUUUAGAACUCUUUUGAUUAGGGAUUGUGGUAACAUCAUUUUGAUCACUAUUGAUACUCCAAGUAUUAGCACAUUUCAUUAUGAUGGUGAGAUUAACAAAAUCAAAUUUGUGAAUCCAAUAAGAUUAAACGAUGUGAUAUUGGAUUUUGAUACCACAAAGGGAGUUCAACAAUUAAGUGAAAGGGGUGAUUUGAUGGAAGUCUUGAGAAAUGUUGAAACUCUCUCAGUUAACCACACUCUUCUUGAGGGGCUUUCUCCAAGAUAUGUGAAUUUUGAAUACAGAGAUAUGGAGUACUAUCUUCCGAAUUUGAAGGAGCUUCAAUUGGUUAGACGUGGAUUGAGCUUGGUUAACCCUUGGGAUAUUCUUUCCUUUGUCAAGAAUUGUCCCCAAAUUGAGAGACUCUUUCUUGAUUUUGGUGAUUAUGCAAUGGAAGCCGCAAGUUAUUGGAAUCUAGUGGCAAAGGAAAACUUUGAGAAUUCCCAAACAGAAUUUCCACAACUCAAGCUAUUAAAGGUGAAAGGAUUCAAGAAGCUUGAGCUUGAAGAGAAAUUGCUAAAUUAUUUCUUGUUGCAUGCAAGGUUCCUUGAGUCUUUGAUUACAAUUGAAUCAAAGGGUAAUCGUCUAAAAAGUAAACUGAGUAAUGUCAUUACAGCUUCAAAGAAGCUGUUUGUAGCUGUUUCUAGAAAGUCUCAAAGUGUACUUGCUGGAAGUGCCCGCAAGCUUUUGAGUGGUACACUAGGCUAG